Scatophagus argus is the source of this 6111-nucleotide messenger RNA. It is a transcript of the gene kdm2bb, whose product is annotated as lysine-specific demethylase 2B. The transcript has 21 exons. The record is from RefSeq and is a predicted model, not a curated record. Lineage: Eukaryota; Metazoa; Chordata; Actinopteri; Scatophagidae. Gene Ontology annotation, molecular function: histone demethylase activity; zinc ion binding; DNA binding. The coding region runs from base 151 to 4338 and encodes 1395 amino acids. Gene Ontology annotation, biological process: regulation of transcription by RNA polymerase II; protein demethylation.
CAAUGUUUUGGUUCCUGGCGAUGACGUAAUACACAAAAACAUGGUUCCCUUGUUUUGAACCUGAAAAGCGUGCUAAGUGCUUCUUAAACUUCACUACGCAUGAAGAUGCUUUUACGAAACUGAAUGACUGGAGAACAUUCAUAGGAGACGAUGGCUCAGGCCGCGGAAACGUGUGCUGAAUCGGGACGCAGGCUGCGCUCCAUCUGCCGGAGGAUGUACGACGAAAACGAGGAUUUGUCCGAUGUUGAAGAAAUCGCGAACAUCAGAGGUUUCAGUGUGGAAGAAAAGCUUGUCAGUGACAGUUACAAUGCAAAAUAUGUCCACUUGCUUGAGGGUAAAGACUUUUCUUAUGAGUAUGUGCAGAGAGAGGCUCUCAAGGUCCCACUCAUUUUUAAAGAGAAGGAUGGACUUGGGAUCAGAAUGCCUGAUCCAGAAUUAACAAUUAGUGAAAUUAAAGGCCUAGUUGGCAGUCGUCGGUCUGUGGAUGUUAUGGAUGUGAGCACGCAGAAAGGCACUGAAAUGAGCAUGGCUCAGUUUGUCCGUUAUUAUGAAACACCAGAGGAAGAGCGAGACAAACUGUUUAAUGUCAUCAGUUUAGAGUUCAGCCACACUAAGUUGGAGAACCUCAUCAAGAGGCCCACAGUGGUGGAUCAAGUCGAUUGGGUGGACAACAUGUGGCCUCGUGAUCUGAAACUCAGCCAAACAGAACCCACCAAUGUAAUCUCAGAGAUGAAGUACCCUAAAGUGCAAAGGUAUUGUCUCAUGAGUGUGAAGGGCUGCUACACAGACUUCCACAUCGAUUUCGGGGGAACAUCUGUUUGGUAUCACGUAUUCAAGGGACAGAAAGUGUUUUGGCUUGUGCCUCCAACCCCUCAUAACCUUGCCCUUUAUGAGGACUGGGUCCUGUCAGGCAAGCAGAGUGAUAUCUUCCUGGGAGACCGAGCUGAUGGAUGCCAGAGAGUGGAGCUUAAGCAAGGAUACACCUUCUUCAUCCCAUCUGGGUGGAUUCAUGCUGUCUACACUCCUGAGGACACACUGGUGUUUGGAGGAAACAUCUUGCACAGCUUCAACAUUCCCAUGCAGCUCACCAUCCAUGAGAUAGAGAACAGGACUAAGGUUCAUUCCAAGUUCCGUUUCCCCUUCUACUAUGAGAUGUGCUGGUAUGUCCUGGAGAGGUACCUGCACUGCUUGACCAAACGGUCCUACCUGUCUCAGGAAUUCCGCAAAGAGCCUGUAGUGAUGGACAAUGAGACAAAGGCAAACACAGAGAGCCCGUCCUCUGACUCCAGGAGCCAGGACAUGAACGAGGACUCAUGUGAGACUCAGGGCAGGGACGACCAGGGUGAAAAAUCAGAGAGAGCUGCCCAGGAUGGCCCCUGCUCUCCCGACAACCGGAGAGGCCAACACCUCAAAACCGUUUUAUCUAUUGACUCCGAGGACAGCUGUAAUCCUGGCUCCACCUCUCUGGAUUUCCCUCAAACCCCCUCUGACUCUCCGGCCUCAGAGUCUCAGAGUAAAUGGACCCAUUUGACCGAGUUUGAACUGAUUGGACUCAGAACACUGGUCGAGAAGCUGGAGUCGCUCCCUGAAAAUAAGAAAUGUGUACCAGAAGGAAUAGAGAACCCACAGGCCCUGCUGGAGGACAUAAAGGUUGUCUUGAAGGAACAUGCCGAUGACGACCCCAAAUUAGCCAUCAGUGGAGUUCCUGUGGUGUACUGGCCAAAGAAAACUGUAAAGUCGCGGCCUCCCAACCGGCCGAAACCUAAGAUGGCAGCAUCUCCUGCCUCAGCAGUCAAGCUGUCAGCUAGUCGGGGAACAUCUGGUGCCAGGAGGAGAAGGACUCGCUGUCGAAAAUGUGAGGCGUGCCUGCGGACCGAGUGUGGAGAAUGCCAUUUCUGUAAGGACAUGAAGAAGUUUGGCGGGCCGGGCCGGAUGAAGCAGUCCUGCAUCAUGAGGCAGUGCAUUGCACCUGUCCUGCCCCACACAGCAGUAUGUCUCAUCUGUGGAGAGGCAGGGAAGGAGGACACAGUGGAGGAUGAGGAAGAGAAGUUUAAUCUAAUGCUCAUGGAGUGCUCCAUCUGCAAUGAGAUUGUUCAUCCUAACUGUCUUAAGGUGAAGGAUUCAAAUGGAGUCGUCAAUGACGAGUUGCCAAACUGCUGGGAGUGUCCAAAGUGCAACCAUGCCGGAAAAACAGGGAAAGCCUCAAAGCAAAAAAGGGGCCCAGGAUUUAAGUAUGCAUCAAACCUCCCUGGCUCCCUACUAAAAGAACCACGAUUAAACCGGGAUUCAAAAGAGGAGCCUGACCCACCAAUGGUGGCUACAGCAACUGUUACUGCUUUGACUACCGCAUCUGCUGUGAAGAGAAAGGCAGAGCGGGACGAAUGCCCGAAGAGGAAAGAGGAAGAGCCCCCAAAGAAACGUCCCCCCUUGCUGUCUCUGGAUGGUAUUCCCCGACCAAGAAUAGAGGACAACCCUCUAAGGAAAAAGAGGAAACUUUUUGACACCAAUGAUGAACCUGUUAUUGUGAAAAAGAAGAAGAAGCUUUCCAAACCAGAGGAUCCCUUGACUCCAAAGCUGUUGCGGCAAAUCAAGACAGAGAAUGAUCAUGGUGAUGAUGAGGACACCCAUGAGGAUCGUGAUGAAGAUGGAUUUUCUUUGGACACGAUUCAUGCAAAGGAUAAGAAUGACUAUGAUGAUGAGGACCAGGAAGAAGAUGAAGAUGUAGAGGAAGAGGAGACGGUGAAAAAAGAGAGAGACAGUAGCGCAGAGGACAAAGCCAAAGUCCUGUGUCCACUGCUAAGAACAUCUGCAGCCAGAGAAAGUGACCAAUCCUCCUCUAACUCUCCCAGAGCCGGACCAAGCAGCGAAUCAGCAGACGCUCAGGAGAGGAACUCUGCUUCACUAAAGGCUCGCCAUCAGCGUCGACGUCUCCCCAACAAAGAGACGAGCAAAGAGUUCAACCAGGAGAUUCCUAAGACAGAAGACUGUCUGUCCAACCAGAACCACAGUUCGGUUAAGACGGAGGACACCCCAGCCAAUCAAAACCGUCGACCUCUGAAGAAUGAGGACUCGGGGACCAAUCAGAACCGUAAACCACUUAAAACAGAGGAUUCGGCUGCUAAUCAGAGUCGCAGGGCCCUUAAAAUGGAGGAAGGUCUGACCAAUCAAAACAGACGGCCACUGAAAACGGAGGACAGUCUGGCCAAUCAAAACCACAGACCUGUAAAAUCUGAGUCUGAGAACGAAGUAGACGACCAAAAGCCGAAGUGGCCUCUUAAUAACGGCAGCAGCGACCUGGGUGACUGGCUGCGCCACAGGGGGCGGGAGGUGAACGAGACGCCGCGCGGUUACUCACCACUCAGUUGGAACAGAAGCACGCAGAUCACAUCUAUAUGUCCCCGUCCGCUUCCCUGUCGCUCGCCCCCAAAAUGUAUCCAAAUGGAGCGCCAUGUGAUCCGGCCCCCUCCCAUCAGCCCCCCACCCGACAGACUGCCGCUGAGCGACGGUGAGGCACACGUGAUGCGAAGAGAGAUGUGGAUGACAGUAUUCGGUCACCUGACUCACAGAGAUCUUUGCGUCUGCAUGCGUGUCUGCAGGACCUGGAACAGAUGGUGCUGCGACAAGAGGCUUUGGAAACACAUCAAUCUGAACCGCUGCAAGUCCAUCACACCUCUCAUGCUGAGCGGCAUCAUCCGGAGACAGCCAGCAGCUCUGGACCUGAGCUGGACCAACAUCUCCAAGAAACAGCUCAGCUGGCUCAUCAACAGACUGCCAGGUCUUCGUGUGCUGCUGUUGUCAGGAUGCUCCUGGGUGGCCGUCUCUGCUCUUUGCACCUCCAGCUGUCCUCUUCUGCGAACUCUGGAUGUUCAGUGGGUUGAGGGGCUGAAAGAUGCCCAAAUGAGGGACCUGCUGUCCCCCCCUACAGACAACAGGCCAGGACAGUUAGACAACAGGAGUAAGCUGCGCAAUGUGGAGGACCUGCGCCUGGCAGGCUUGGACAUCACCGACACGUCUCUGCGUCUCAUCAUACGUUACAUGCCCUCGUUGUCCAAGCUGGAUCUCAGCUACUGCAACCACGUCACCGACCAGUCCGUCAACAUCCUGACCGCUGCAGGGACGACCACCAGAGACUCGCUCACUGACAUCAACCUGUCAGUCUGUAACAGGGUCACGGACCAGUCGCUGACCUAUUUCAAGCGCUGUGGAAGCAUAUGUCACAUAGACCUGCGAUACUGCAAACAGGUGACCAAGGAGGGAUGUGACCAGUUCAUCGCGGAGAUGUCCGUCAGCGUGCAGUUUGAGCUGAUAGAAGAGAAACUACUGCAAAAGAUCAGUUAGGCAGAAGAGCACAAGUGGUAAAACUACUGUCCACAUGGAGGCAGCAGACGACCGAGCUCGUGGGGGACGGCGCUGUGUCUCAUGAACAUUUACGGACACUUGACGGGCGCGAAGACGCCGUCUGUUUCUGUAAAGCUGAUGUAAAGGGAAGCUGUGCUGCUAAGCCAGAAUGUAAAAAUGGAAAUCUUGUCCUGUGAAGGCAAUACUGCAAAAAUGUUUUUGUUGUUGUUUGCACCUGUUUAUAAGUUAUUUAUUUCUUUAUAUUGAUUGUUUAUGUAUUGUAUCAUGAUUACUUUUGGUGUUUAUAGAUUUUUUUUUGUUCCAAUGAAAAGUUUAUUGUAUUAUAGAGUAAUAUUUUUGUAUAAGAAAGUGUUUCAUACAUUUAUGUGCAUUAUUGAUUGCACCGCUGUACGGUAUCAUACCAUUGAAAUCAAUAAUCAGUUGGCAUUACUGUUAAGUUGUUAUGUGUUGAGAGACAAAGGUCUAAUAAUUUGUUGCCAAACUGUAGGAUGGUAGCUUGUGUUUGUAUGGGUGGGUUUUUUUAUGUUUUAUUUUAUAUGUCAAUGCCCUGUUUCUGAUCAACGGUACAUGUUGUUUUCCAUUUAAUGAUAACAUGUCCCCUUUUGGUUGAGAUGUGUAGAGGAAAAGUUUAAAAAGUUAUUUGCACUGAUACAGUAAAUACGAAUACAUUUAUGUAUUCUUACAUACACUAUAUGUACAGUGUAUAAAGCAUAUUUUUUCAACACUAAAUUGUUCUGGUAAUUCUACUAACAGCUUAUAGUUAAAUGGGUUAUAUUAAGACAUACAUACCUGCCAGUGUCAUCUCUCGUUAAUAUUGUUGGUGCUUUGUGAAAGGAAGCGUUUUAGCUCUGCAUGCAGCAAAGAAAUAUGUUUACACUGCAGCCAAUAGAUUUAGCAGCUAUUAAAUAAUAUAACCAUUUGUCAUUAGCUGAACUCCAUAUGAUAAAAAGAAAAAAUUUAGACUUAGUGCUAAAUCAUGCAAGAAAAAGAAUCAACAAAACCCAGACAUAGAAUAUUAAUGUUAGCAUUUGCAGAAAUCUUUCACAUGACAGAAUUGUAACUCAGGUGUAAUCAGUGAAGAGGCUGAAUGAAAAGUAAAAAAAAAAAAAAAAAAAAGAACAAAAACAAAACAAAGGACUGUUUCUUCACAUACUUUCACCAGUGACCCUGUUUAUACUGUUCUAAAUUCUCAUGGCCUUGAUAAAGUGAAGUCGGGAUGCUGAAAAAAACUUAUAUAAAAACAGAAUGCAUUCACAUUAACACAACGAACUGUGCUUACAAAGUGUUCCUAAACUCAUAUAGGAAUAUCCUUUGUACAGUCAGGCUUCACAAAGUGGGGAUCCUCACCCCUCCAUGCUUGAGAUCAACAAAGUUUUUCAAGGAUACCCCUUUCAUACCCAAUCAUGACGCUAUCACCUGUACCAAACUGGUGUUUUUUGAGCAGUACACAACUUCUUUUUGUCUUUUGUUGCUCCUGUCCAAAUUUCUUUUAAAUGUGUUGCUGGCAUCACAUUCAGAAUAAGCAUAUGAUUACAAAAAUCAAUGAAGUUGAUGAGGUAAAACGUUAAAUAUGUUGUAUUUGUACUGCAUCCUGUUCAGCAUAAAGGGAUUAGCAAAUGGACGCAUUUUGUUUUGUUUUACACAGCGUCCCAACUUUUUUUGCAUAUUAUGUACAUGUCAUUUAGCCUGUAACAUGAGAAGAAAAAAAACUCUUGCCUGAAAGAUUUCUGCAAACAUAAAAAUGAAAAUGGA